AUGGAUCCCGAAGCAUCCGAAUCAUUUCCGGCUCAGAAUCAUCACCAGUUUGUCCUAUCUUCGGGAGCCUCGGCGCACAAAUGGCAGUGUGGCUCCCCUCGGGCGAUAUUGAUCCUACAACACGGAUUUGGAGAAUAUGCUGAGCGCUACAUCGUCUCCCAUUCCCAGCUCAUACCGAAACUGAACACAGCGAGAUUCGAGGUCUGGGCACUCGAUCUCUGGGGCCAUGGAACAUCUCCAGGGGAUCGCAGCAUCGUCGACGUGGAAAUGGCGGUAAAGGAUCACCUCGAGAUGCGAAGCCGAGCUGAUUCGCGAGGAUUACCUGUUUUUCUCUUCGGACACUCUCUUGGGGGCCUCAUUACCGCCGCGAGUGUGGCAGAAACCUCUUCAUAUCGCACAAACGGAGUUAUUCUCUCAAGCCCGGCUCUAACGGAGGGUCUGCCGUUGCCUGUCGAGUAUCUGGUUCAUCUUCUGGCUUACUUUAUGCCCGCUACGCAAAUCCCCACGCCCAAGGCUUCUGCAGACGACUUGUGCAGUGACCUCGAACAAGCACGUCUAGCUGCCGAAGAUGAAUCCAAGUACAAAGGCCAAAUUUCGUUCCUGGUCGCAUCCAGCGCUCUGCGAGUGGCAAGGAGACUAUGGGCAAGGUGUGACCAAUGGACUCAGCCAACGCUCGUCACCCACGGCACCAGCGAUUCGCACGCCGAGUUUAGGCUAAGUGAACGCCUAGUACGGGAUAUCGCAUCGACGGACAAGACUUUUCACCCUGUGGAAGGGGGAUAUCACGAACUUCUGAACGAGGAGAGGCCCGAAGAGAUUAUCAAGCUCUUGUUUGACUGGUUGGAGAGUCACAUGUAA
Fusarium keratoplasticum is the source of this 858-nucleotide messenger RNA. Its product is annotated as Hydrolase-4 domain-containing protein. Gene Ontology annotation, cellular component: membrane. The transcript has a single exon. Gene Ontology annotation, molecular function: lipase activity. The record is from RefSeq and is a predicted model, not a curated record. NCBI's taxonomy places the organism in Eukaryota, Fungi, Ascomycota, Sordariomycetes, Hypocreales, Nectriaceae. The coding region runs from base 1 to 858 and encodes 285 amino acids.